Sorex fumeus (smoky shrew) is the source of this 1914-nucleotide messenger RNA. It is a transcript of the gene KLHL10, whose product is annotated as kelch like family member 10. The transcript has 5 exons. The record is from RefSeq and is a predicted model, not a curated record. Bases 214 to 1776 code for a protein of 520 amino acids. NCBI's taxonomy places the organism in Eukaryota, Metazoa, Chordata, Mammalia, Eulipotyphla, Soricidae. Gene Ontology annotation, molecular function: protein binding.
CCCGCAGGCUCCAUCCCCAAGAACGUGACCAGCAGCACCUCCAGGGAGCGGGAGGACCCGGGAGAACUGGGCCAGGAUGAGAUGCAGUGACUCCUCCUUUCCUGUCCCUUCCUCCUCCUCUGACUUGCUCUUCCAGAGUCCAGAGCCUUAUUUACAAGUGGCUGGAACAACACUGAAAAGAAGGUCUACAACAUUCCUGGCAUUUCCCCCGACAUGAUGAAGCUAAUAAUUGAAUAUGCAUACACCCGGACCGUCCCCAUCACACCGGACAAUGUGGAGAAGCUGCUCGCUGCUGCAGACCAAUUUAACAUCAUGGGCAUUGUCAGGGGCUGCUGCGAGUUCCUUAAGUCGGAGCUGUGUUUGGAUAACUGUAUUGGUAUCUGCAAGUUCACAGACUACUACUACUGCCCCGAGCUGAGGCAGAAGGCGUACAUGUUCAUACUGCACAACUUCGAAGAGAUGGUGAAAGUCUCCGCGGAGUUUUUAGAGCUCUCAGUCACCGAACUUAAGGAUAUCAUUGAGAAAGAUGAACUCAACGUCAAACAAGAAGAUGCUGUGUUUGAGGCCAUUUUAAAGUGGAUUUCUCAUGACCCCCAAAAUAGGAAGCAGCAUAUUUCAGUUUUGCUUCCCAAGGUUCGCCUGGCCCUAAUGCACGCUGAGUACUUCAUGAACAAUGUUAAGAUGAAUGAUUAUGUCAAAGACAGCGAGGAAUGCAAGCCAGUCAUCAUCAAUGCCCUGAAGGCCAUGUACGACCUCAACAUGAAUGGACCCUCUAAUUCUGACUUCACCAACCCACUCACCAGGCCCCGCCUGCCCUAUGCCAUCUUAUUUGCAAUUGGUGGCUGGAGUGGUGGGAGCCCCACCAAUGCCAUUGAAGCCUAUGAUGCUCGGGCAGACAGAUGGGUGAAUGUCACGUGUGAGGAAGAGAGUCCCCGUGCCUACCACGGGGCGGCCUAUUUGAAAGGUUAUGUUUAUAUCAUUGGGGGGUUCGAUAGUGUAGACUAUUUCAAUAGUGUUAAGCGUUUUGACCCAGUCAAGAAAACAUGGCACCAGGUGGCCCCGAUGCACUCCAGACGUUGCUAUGUCAGCGUGACAGUCCUCAGCAAUUUCAUUUAUGCCAUGGGAGGAUUUGAUGGCUACGUGCGUCUCAACACUGCUGAACGUUAUGAGCCAGAGACCAACCAAUGGACACUCAUUGCCCCCAUGCAUGAACAGAGGAGUGAUGCCAGCGCCACAACACUCUAUGGGAAGGUCUACAUAUGUGGUGGGUUUAAUGGAAAUGAAUGCCUGUUUACAGCAGAAGUGUACAACACGGAAAGUAACCAGUGGACAGUUAUAGCACCCAUGAGAAGCAGGAGGAGUGGAAUAGGUGUAAUUGCUUAUGGAGAACACGUAUACGCAGUAGGCGGCUUUGACGGAGCUAACCGACUUAGGAGUGCAGAAGCCUACAGCCCAGUGGCUAAUACUUGGCGCACGAUCCCCACUAUGUUUAAUCCUCGUAGCAAUUUUGGCAUCGAGGUGGUAGACGAUCUCUUGUUUGUGGUGGGGGGCUUUAAUGGCUUUACCACCACCUUUAAUGUUGAGUGCUAUGAUGAAAAGACCGAUGAGUGGUAUGAUGCUCAUGACAUGAGCAUAUACCGCAGUGCUCUUAGCUGCUGUGUGGUACCAGGGCUGGCCAAUGUUGGGGAAUACGCAGCUAGACGGGACAACUUCACAGGAUUAGCACUGCGAGAUGAAGUAAAAUACUCCGCUUCGACAAGCACCCUACCUGUAUGAGCCUCUUCAUUUAGCUAAUAAUAAAAGGUCUAAGCAAUAAGAAUUAAUUCUUUUUUUAAAUAAAUGCAGUGUUUAAACUUGUAAGAGUACUGGAAAAUGUUCAACUUAAGGGAGCCAAGGGUUGGAUUAAUGAGUAAG